Lepidothrix coronata (blue-crowned manakin) is the source of this 8253-nucleotide messenger RNA. RefSeq names its product mediator complex subunit 13 like (gene MED13L). The transcript is spliced from 32 exons. Gene Ontology annotation, cellular component: mediator complex. Gene Ontology annotation, biological process: regulation of transcription by RNA polymerase II. The coding region runs from base 16 to 6702 and encodes 2228 amino acids. The record is from RefSeq and is a predicted model, not a curated record. NCBI's taxonomy places the organism in Eukaryota, Metazoa, Chordata, Aves, Passeriformes, Pipridae. Gene Ontology annotation, molecular function: transcription coregulator activity.
GGCUCGCCGAGGAUCAUGACUGCGGCGGCGAACUGGGUGGCGAACGGGGCCAGCCUGGAGGACUGUCACUCCAACCUCUUCUCGCUGGCUGAACUGACGGGCAUCAAAUGGCGUAGGUACAACUUUGAAGGCCACGGGGACUGUGGCCCCAUCAUCUCAGCGCCGGCCCAGGAUGAUCCCAUCCUGCUCAGCUUCAUCCGCUGCCUGCAGGCCAACCUGCUGUGCGUGUGGCGCCGCGACGUCAAACCCGACUGCAAGGAGCUCUGGAUAUUCUGGUGGGGGGACGAGCCCAACCUGGUGGACGUCAUCCAUCGAGAGCUGCACAUUUGCCAGAGGCUUUCUCUGGUUGCUGGGAUCAGCACUGCACGUGUUGGAUUGGGAACAGUGACCUGCAGUUACUGUUCUCUCAAGGGUCAGAAAACAAAAAGCACCAUCAGAGAGGUGGAUCCAAGAUGCCUGAUGGAUAAAAACUUCGUGAGGAUUGGAAAAUGGUUCAUCAGACCCUAUGACAAGGAUGAGAAGCCUGUUAACAAAAGUGAACACUUGUCCUGUGCCUUCACCUUCUUCCUGCACGGGGAAAGCAACGUGUGCACGAGCGUGGAGAUCGCUCAGCACCAGCCCAUCUACCUGAUCACCGAGGAGCACAUCCAGAUGGCACAGUCCUCCCCCUCGCCCUUCCAAGUGCUGGUGAGUCCCUACGGGCUCAACGGGACCCUCACGGGCCAGUCCUACAAGAUGUCUGACCCAGCCACGCGGAAGCUGAUGGAGGAGUGGCAGUACUUCUACCCCAUGGUGCUGAAGAAGAAAGAAGGCAUGAAAGAGGAGGAGGAGCUGGGCUAUGACAAUGAUUUCCCUGUGGCAGUCGAAGUCAUUGUUGGUGGUGUGAGGAUGGUGUAUCCUUCAGCCUUUGUUCUCAUCUCCCAGAGUGACAUCCCCGUGUCACAGAGCGCUGCCAGUGCCGGAGGCCACGUAAAUGUGGGACAGCAGGGGCUGGGAAGCGUGAAGGAUCCUGCCAGUACCUGUGGGAUGCCACUCACUCCCCCCACCUCUCCGGAGCAGGCUGUUCUGGGAGAAAGUGGCUGCUCUCAGAGCAGCCUCAGCCACUCAGCUGUGCAGGAGGGCACAGUCAGUGUCCACAGUCCAAAGAAAUCAAGCAAGAUUACUCCAAAAUUCCACAACCGAAUGGUUCACCGUGUCUGGAAGGAAUGCAUCCUCAACAGGGCACAGUCCAAGAGGAAUCAAAUUACAACUGCAAAUUUGGAAGAGGAAGUUCCUAACAAUACUGUUUCAUGGGAUUUUGUGGAUCCAGUCCAAAGAGUCAGUUGUUCUUGUUCCAGGCACAAGGUGUUGAAGCAGCGCUGUGCCGCCGGCUCCAGCCGUCCCCCCACGAUAAACCCGCCCGGAUUCGGCGUGGGAGCCGCGGCAGCCUCGGCACUGCCCCCUCCUGCCUCCUCAAAGCACAAAACCACCGAGAGGCAGGAGAAAGCAGAGAAGCUGCAAAAGAGGCCCAUGAUGCCCUUCCACCACCGGCCCUCUGUGACUGAAGAGCUAUGCAUGGAGCAGGACACGCCGGGGCAGAAACUGGGAUUGGCCGGGAUGGAGCCCUCCUUGGACGUCCCGAAUCCCAGGAAAUACGAGAAACCGCUCUCUCUACCUGCUAGAAAUCCAAGCAAGCAAAUUAAUAUGAAUCCUAUGGAUUCACCCCAUUCCCCCACUUCCCCUCUGCCCCCCACUCUGAGCCCCCAGCCCCGAGGGCAGGAAGCAGAGAGCCUGGACCCCCCCUCCGUCCCCGUCAACCCAGCGCUGUACGGCAGCGGGCUGGAGCUGCAGCCCCUGCCCAGCCUGGACGACAGGACAGUCCUGGUGGGCCAGAGGUUACCUCUGAUGGCAGAGGUCAGCGAGACAGCCUUGUACUGUGGCACAGCCCCCAGCAGCGAGGCUGGGGACGUGUGGAGGACCUACAGUGUCCCCUCGAGCGACGACGGCGAGUUCCGGCCGCCGGAGCUGCCCUGUGACAGGUAUGACGGCAAGAUGGAAGUGAACCCCGACAGCACUGCACUGAAAAGGCUCUUGGCACAGCCCAACAAACGGUUCAAAAUCCUGGAAGAGCAGAAGCCGGCACAGCCCCUGAGCUACCUGGAGCCUCUGCCUCUGCUGCAGCAGCCUGGGGAGGGCUGGGGGGACACCAGUGACCCCUACACCUUUGAGGAUGGGGACAUCAAGUACAGCUUCACCGUCAACAAAAAGUGCAAACUUGGGGCCGAGAAAGAUCCUUCGAAGAAGACCAAGCCAGAAGAUGGAAUUGGUGCCAAGGAAAUCCCCCCAACGGGACAUUCCACACCAGUUCCUGAUGGAAAAGAUGCCAUGUCCAUUUUCAGUUCUGCCCCUAAGGCUGACACCCGGCAGGACGGCGCUGCCGGCCGAGGGGGCUCCGGGAGCCUCACCCAGGUGACGGAUCUGGCUCCAUCCCUGCACGACCUGGACAACAUCUUUGACAAUUCAGAUGAAGAUGAGCUUGGGGCCGUGUCCCCAGCCCUUCGCUCCUCCAAGCUGCCGCCGGCGGGGUCCGAGGAGCGGCCGGUGGGCAAGGACGGCAGGACGGCGGUUCCGUACCCCCCCACUGUGGCAGAUCUCCAAAGGAUGUUCCCAACACCACCUUCUUUAGAACAGCACCCUGCCUUCUCCCCAGUGAUGAGUUACAAAGACGGAAUAAGCUCAGAGACUGUGACCACCCUGGGCAUGAUGGAGAGUCCUAUGGUCAGCAUGGUCCCAACACAGCUUGCUGAGUUCAAAAUGGAGGUGGAAGAUGGGUUAGGUAGCCCCAAACCUGAAGAAAUCAAGGACUUUUCGUACGUGCACAAAGUUCCAUCAUUUCAACCUUUCGUGGGCUCCUCCCUGUUUGCUCCACUGAAGAUCCUGCCCAGCCAGUGCCUCCUACCCCUGAAGAUCCCAGACACCUGCAUCUUCAGGCCUUCGUGGGCUGUUCCUCCCAAAAUCGAGCAGCUCCCUCUGCCGCCCGCAGCCACUUUCAUCAGAGACGGCUACAACAACGUGCCUAGUGUGGGGAGCCUGGCGGACCAGGACUACCUGCAGAUGAGCACCCCCCAGAUGAGCACCCCGGUGACCCUCAACAGCGCGGCCCCCGCCAGCAACAGCGGGGCGGGGGUGCUGCCGUCCCCCGCCACCCCCCGCUUCUCCGUGCCCACCCCGCGCACGCCCCGCACGCCCCGCACGCCCCGGGGCGGGGGCACCGCCAGCGGCCAGGGCUCCGUCAAGUACGACAGCACCGACCAGGGCUCCCCCGCGUCCACCCCCUCCACCACGCGGCCGCUGAACUCGGUGGAGCCGGGCACGGUGCAGCCCAUCCCCGAGGCCCACAGCCUGUACGUCACCCUCAUCCUCUCCGACUCCGUGCUCAACAUCUUCAAGGACAGGAACUUCGACAGCUGCUGCGUCUGCGCCUGCAACAUGAACAUCAAGGGCGCCGACGUGGGGCUCUACAUCCCGGACUCGUCCAACGAGGACCAGUACCGCUGCACCUGCGGCUUCAGCGCCAUCAUCAACCGCAAGCUGGGCUACAACUCCGGGCUCUUCAUCGAGGACGAGCUCGACAUCUUCGGCAAGACCUCGGACAUCGGCCAGGCCGCGGAGCGGAGGCUGAUGGUCUGUCAGAGCGGCCUGAUGUCGCAGAUGGGAGAGGGAGCCAGGAGGAGCCAGGAGCCCCCCAUGAGCCUCCUGCUGCUCCUGCAGAACCAGCACACGCAGCCCUUCACGUCGCUGAGCUGCCUGGAUUACAUGUCCUCCAACAACCGGCAGGCGCUGCCCUGCACGAGCUGGAGCUACGACCGGCUGCAGGCCGACAGCAACGACUCCUGGGUGGAGUGUUUCAACGCCCUGGAGCAGGGCCGGCAGUACGUGGACAACCCCACGGGGGGCAAGGUGGACGAGGCCCUCGUACGAAGUGCCACCGUCCAUUCCUGGCCUCACAGCAACGUGCUGGACAUCAGCAUGCUCUCCUCCCAGGACGUGGUGCGCAUGCUGCUCUCGCUCCAGCCCUUCCUCCAGGAUGCCAUCCAGAAGAAGAGAACGGGAAGGACCUGGGAGAACAUCCAGCACGUGCAGGGACCACUCACCUGGCAGCAAUUCCAUAAGAUGGCAGGACGGGGAACCUACGGCUCUGAGGAGUCCCCGGAGCCUCUCCCGAUCCCGACGUUACUCGUGGGCUAUGACAAGGACUUCCUGACAAUCUCUCCCUUCUCCUUGCCCUUCUGGGAGAGGCUCUUGCUGGACCCAUACGGGGGCCAUCGGGACGUCGCCUACAUCGUGGUGUGUCCGGAAAACGAGGCCUUGCUCGACGGAGCCAAAACUUUCUUCAGGGACUUGAGCGCUGUAUACGAGAUGUGCAGGCUGGGCCAGCACAAGCCCAUCUGCAAAGUGCUGCGCGACGGGAUCCUGCGGGUGGGCAGGAGCGCGGCCCCCACGCUGCCCGAGGAGCUGGGCACAGAGUGGCUCACCCAGCCCUGGGGCUCCGAGGACGGGGACAAUCAUUCCAGGCUCAAACUCUACGCCCAGGUCUGCCGCCAUCACCUUGCACCUUACUUAGCCACCCUGCAGCUGGACAGCAGCCUGCUGCUGCCCCCCAAGUACCCGACCCCUGCCCCAGCCAGCCAGGCCCAGGCAGCUCCCGGGAACGCUGGACCCGCUCCCUCCAACCCCUCGUGUCUCUCCGCCGGGGCCCCGGCCACGGGCAGCUCCUUCAGCUCCACGCCCAGCGCCGGCACCACCAGCCUUCCCGCCGGGAGCACCUCCUCCUCUGGCUCCUCCGUGCCGCUGUCAGCGUCCUCUGCCACCCCCAGCACUGCCCAGAUGCCGGGCAGCUCCUCCACGCCCGGGUUCAGCGGGAAUGCCGGCCCCGGGCAGGGCGGUGCCGGGGCGGGCCCGGCAGAGCGAUCCCAGGGCAGCGUCCCCGCGGCCGACACGGAGCAGGGGCAGAGCCUGCCCCAGCAGCAGCAGGAGGGGCAGGAAGGGGUCCCCGAGCGGGAGCGGAUCGGGGUCCCCACGGAGCCGGAGGCCGCCGACAGCAACGCCUACCCCCCUGCCGUGGUCAUCUACAUGGUGGACCCCUUCACCUACACUGCAGAGGAGGAGUCUGCCUCAGCCAACUUCUGGCUCCUGAGUCUCAUGAGAUGCUACACAGAAAUGUUGGAUAACUUGCCUGAGAACAUGAGGAAUUCUUUCAUUCUCCAGAUUGUGCCUUGCCAGUACAUGCUGCAGACAAUGAAGGAUGAGCAGGUUUUCUACAUCCAGCACUUGAAGUCCCUGGCGUUCUCCGUGUACUGCCAGUGCAGGAGGCCCCUGCCCACCCAGAUCCACAUCAAGUCCCUCACGGGCUUUGGGCCAGCUGCCAGCAUUGAGAUGACCCUCAAAAACCCCGAGAGGCCCAGCCCCAUCCAGCUGUACUCACCUCCUUUCAUCCUGGCACCCAUCAAAGACAAGCAGACAGAGCUGGGAGAGACCUUUGGGGAGGCCAGUCAGAAGUACAACGUGCUGUUUGUGGGGUACUGCCUGUCCCACGACCAGCGCUGGCUCCUGGCGUCCUGCACCGACCUGCACGGGGAGCUGCUGGAGACCUGCAUCGUCAACAUCGACGUGCCCAGCAGGUCGAGGAGGAGCAAGUUGUCUGCCCGGAAGAUCGGGCUGCAGAAGCUCUGGGAAUGGUGCAUUGGAAUUGUCCAGAUGACAUCCCUGCCCUGGAGGGUCGUCAUCGGGCGGCUGGGCCGGCUGGGCCACGGGGAGCUGAAAGACUGGAGCAUCCUCCUGGGGGAGUGUUCCCUGCAGACAAUCAGCAAACAGCUCAAGGAGGUUUGCCGCAUGUGCGGCAUCUCGGCGGCAGAUUCCCCGUCCAUCCUCAGUGCCUGCCUGGUCGCCAUGGAGCCACAGGGCUCCUUCGUGGUCAUGCCAGAUGCUGUCACCAUGGGCUCCGUGUUUGGCCGGAGCACGGCGCUGAACCUGCAGUCGUCCCAGCUCAACACCCCCCAGGACGCCUCCUGCACACACAUCCUGGUGUUCCCAACCUCUGCCACCAUCCAGGUGGCACCAGCAAAUUACCCCAACGAGGAUGGGUUCAGCCCCACAAACGAUGACAUGUUUGACCUCCCAUUCCCAGAUGACAUGGACAAUGACAUUAGAAUUUUAAUAACAGGGAAUCUUCACUCUUCACCAAAUUCCUCCCCAGUUCCUUCCCCUGGAUCACCAUCUGGCACUGGAGUGGGAUCUCACUACCAUCACAGCAGGAGCCAAGGGGAACGUCUCCUGUCCAGGGAAGCCCCCGAAGAGCUGAAGCAGCAGCCUCUGGCCCUGGGAUACUUCGUGUCGACUGCCAAAGCUGAGAACCUUCCACAGUGGUUCUGGUCCUCCUGCCCUCAGGCACAGAACCAGUGUCCCCUCUUCCUGAAGGCCUCACUGCAUCACCACAUCUCUGUAGCGCAGACAGACGAGCUCCUACCUGCCAGAAAUUCUCAGCGAGUUCCUCACCCCCUUGACUCUAAAACUACAUCAGAUGUCUUGAGGUUCGUGCUGGAGCAGUACAACGCGCUGUCCUGGCUCACGUGUAACCCGGCCACCCAGGACCGCAGCUCCUGCCUGCCCGUGCACUUCGUGGUGCUCACCCAGCUCUACAACGCCAUCAUGAACAUCCUCUGAGAGACACAAAAGCACUUCUUCUUCCUCUGGCUUCGGCCCCCCUCGGCCUGACAAACGUGCCACAGCCUGCAAACCCCACGGUUCCGCUUCUCUUCAGACCAGUCCCGUGCUGUGCUUCUGUCCCUGCAGAGCACACGUGGAUCCCGCAGUGCUCGGAACUGAGCCACCCAUCGGCACCUCCGGCAGCUUCAGUCCAAAAUCUGGGAACAUCCAAGAACAGUCAACACAGAGUAACCUCAAGCCAGUGUUAGUUUGGUGGCCCAGUAACUACUGGUCGGUGUGUGAUUAUUUUUUUUACUAUUUUAUUUUUUUAAGGAAGACUACAGGAUCUUUUUUUUGCAUUAGGAACUGAUACACGACCGAGAGCAGGCUCGGCCCUGCCAGCAAAACCACCUCGUGGUGACCACUUGGGGUGUUUUGUUGUUUGAUCUUCGUAAACUGGGACUUUGCAGGAGGAAAAAAAACCACGACCACAAAACCACACAGUCGUAGUCUCGUAUAAAUAUUGGAGUUUUCUGUCUACCUGGAGUUCCUGUCAGAGUGGAUCGGGAUGAAUGCAUGCAUUUGUUACCUGUCCAUGUAGAUAUGAAUGGUCUGGAGAUACUUUAUUUAUUUUUAGGUUUGGGGAGGGGAGGGAUUAAAUUAUAAAGGACCAGGAACAGUAGAAUAUCUUCAAAAUCCGGCUCCGUUCCACUGUGGGGUUAUUUAUCUGCAGACCUCUCACUCUUCUGCCCUAGAAAUCAAAAGUGAAGCUCUUCACAAGCCGUGUCCAAGCUGGGAAGGGAAGGAUAUAUUGCAUUUUCAGGAAUUCUCACCUGGGGUUAGCCUGGUUAAAGCAAGGAAUGGCCAGUGUUCAAUGAAGGAAAACACUACCUAAGGGAGAAGAGUGAGAGAGAGGUAGGGAGGAAAAAUACUUUAAAGCCCAGUGUGAGGGCGAGUGGAAAGUGGUAAAUUAAUCUGUCAUAGAGCUCUGAUUGAGAUCUAUUUCCAGUAAAUUUAGUGAUGCCAGAAAGCUAUUUACUGAAAGCCAGGUGGCCCUUGAAUUCUGGGCACGCUCGUCCAUGUACAUAUCCAAAAACACGAUUUUUGUUUGUUUGUUUACACUAAAUCAGUCGCAAACCUGGUGUAUUUUUUUCUGACUAUAGGAAUAUUAUUUCAAAGAAAUAAUUUUUAAAAAAAAACCAAACCAAACAAAAAGGUUCUGUCGUUAAAUCAGUACUUGAAGAAGCGGCCCCAGCCGUGGUGGCCGAGCAGCUCCGCUCGGUGGGACGGUGGGAAGGGUUUUUAUGGCUCCUUCAUUCCAGGCUCCGAGGGCUUGGGGAGUUCCAGCCCCGUUUUCCUCGUGUUUGGGGGUGCACUGGGCAGGGCCUUGGGUCACUUUGGUCAGGCUGAGUGACCUUCUGACCUGUCCGGGGAGAGAAAAAAGAAAAAACAAAACAACACCGAGUUUGAAAAAAAAAAGUUCUUCCAAAAAAAGACUUUUCGUGUGUUCUGGUUAAAAAAAAAAAUAAAUAAUAAUGAUAAUUAAAAAAAUAAUAAAAAAAAAAAAUU